Messenger RNA from Benincasa hispida (wax gourd), 954 nucleotides. RefSeq names its product plastid movement impaired protein (gene AT17.1). Lineage: Eukaryota; Viridiplantae; Streptophyta; Magnoliopsida; Cucurbitales; Cucurbitaceae. The record is from RefSeq and is a predicted model, not a curated record.
AUUGAUAUUCUCUCUUAUAGGCGCCCACCCACCAUCUUCUCUUCUUCUGUCUCUCUCUUUUUCAAACUCUUUUCCCUUUUGGCCGCCAUGGGAAACACCUUUGGAGUCAAGAAGACGGUGAAGGUCAUGAACAUCUCCGGCGAGACGAUGAAACUAAAUACCCCGGUUCAAGCCGGAGACGUUGUUAAGGAUUAUCCCGGCUUUGUUUUACUCGAAUCUGAGGCCGUGAAGCACUACGGUGUUCGAGCAAAGCCAUUGGAGCUCCACCAGAAGCUCAGCACGAAGAGACUUUAUUUCCUCGUCGAGCUGCCUAAAGUUUCAAAAGAACAGGCACCACGGCGAGUACGGUCGGCGAUCAACAUGAGUGCGAAGGAUAGGCUAGAGAGCUUGAUGUUGGCACGACGGUCAGCAUCAGACCUAACUAUCAUGAAACCGAAGAGUGUGUUGGCGGAGGAGGGUGGAGGAGAGAGUGAUGGAUCGGGAUCGGGAUCGGGAGCGGCGACACGGGUGAAGGUCCGGCUGCCGAAGGCCGAAGUGGAAAGAUUGUUGAAGGAGUGCAAAGAUGAGGCAGAGGCAGCAGAAAGGAUUAUGGGAUUGUACAAAACAAGAGAAAAUGUUUGUGAAAAUGAUCACAAAGACGAGGAGAAGAAGGAUAUCAUCAAGCCACGUGAGAAGCGACGUGUAAGUUUCAUGACGACAAUGGAAGCAAGAGGAACUCAAAUUGCAGUAGCAUCUUAAUUAACACAAGAACGAUAAGAUUCAUGAACAAAUUAAUUGAAGUGAUACAGUGACGAUCUGUUGAGAGUACUCCGUUACGUCCUUCAUUUCAAUUAAAAAUAUUCGAAUCUUACAAGCUUUUGUAGAAUAUAGCUAAUUUACUGUCCUUUUAUAUACCCAUUAUGUAUUUAUAAUUAACUUUAUGAUAUAUAUUUAUAUAUAUAGCUAUCAUCUAAA